Messenger RNA from Suillus subaureus, 942 nucleotides. RefSeq lists its product as uncharacterized. Bases 74 to 598 code for a protein of 174 amino acids. The transcript has 9 exons. The record is from RefSeq and is a predicted model, not a curated record. Lineage: Eukaryota; Fungi; Basidiomycota; Agaricomycetes; Boletales; Suillaceae.
GAACUCCCGAGUCGUUCGACAAAGAACUCACAUUUUAGGCAAGGACCCCAGUUCAACCAAUCCCUACGACAGCAUGGACAACUCGCCCCUUAUGCCACGACCGAUACAAGUAGACUCAUCUAAACCACAGAAAGGGCAACGCGUAGGAGACAAAGUACCAGCUGAUGACACCAAUAAAAACAGAACGCCAGUCGUACUACCCCGUGGACGAUUCAAAGAAAAAUUUCAAGGCUUGAGGGAACGCUUUGAUCAAGUCGUAGGGUUACACGAGGAGCUCGAGAGAGAUCUUGAGCUUGCAAAUGCACGCAUACGAAAGCUUCAAGCUGAGAACGACUUGCUUCUUGAUGCUAUCAAUCUCACAGUUCCAGCAACACCUUCCCUCAUGCAUCUCACGCGUCCCUCACCGACACUAUAUUCACACUCUGUUGCACCUCCAGCGGCGCCGCCUCCACCUCACCACAUAAACGGACACAGUGUUCCUCAUGCUAACGGGAGGUAUCGCCCAGUAGAUCCACAUGAUAUCACAACUUUGGAGCGGGAUCGGGAUCGUGAUUACCGGGAUAUUCCUCCUGAAACUACAGUGAACGGGCGCUUGUGAAUACGAGCCAAAUGCAUAACCUUCAAUUGAAACCUAUUCAUAAGCCCAACAUUCUGUCGUCUUCGUCUUCGCUAACAAAGUCUGCUGGUUCUCAAUCUUUCCUUAUUUGGACUGGUAGAGGUUCCUGUUGGUACAGGAACAAGACCUAAUAAUAUUACUCAUCAACUUCACUCGAUCAAGUGCUCCCAUUCAGUGAGCCAUUAACGCCAUUAUGCGUACCAUACGCGCUUGAUGGAUCCAAGGAGAACUUUGAUAGCUCCCGACGCACCUCAUGACAAGGUUACGUUUGUAGGCAUAUGGGUAGCCCGACAGAAUUAGUGCAUUGACCAGCCUCCGCCCUUGUC